Equus quagga is the source of this 528-nucleotide messenger RNA. RefSeq names its product ferritin light chain-like. The record is from RefSeq and is a predicted model, not a curated record. Gene Ontology annotation, biological process: iron ion transport; intracellular iron ion homeostasis. The transcript has a single exon. Lineage: Eukaryota; Metazoa; Chordata; Mammalia; Perissodactyla; Equidae. Gene Ontology annotation, cellular component: cytoplasm. Bases 1 to 528 code for a protein of 175 amino acids. Gene Ontology annotation, molecular function: ferrous iron binding; ferric iron binding.
AUGAGCUCCCACAUUCGUCAGAAUUAUUCUACCGAAGUGGAGGCUGCCGUCAACCGCCUGGUCAACUUGUACCUACGGGCCUCUUACACCUACCUCUCUCUGGGCUUCUAUUUCAACCGCGAUGAUGUGGCUCUGGAGGGCGUAUGCCACUUCUUCUGCGAGUUGGCGGAGGAGAAGGGCGAAUGUGCCAAGUGUCUCUUGAAGAUGCAAAACCAGCAUGGUGACCACGCCCUCUUCCAGGACUUGCAGAAGCCGUCCCAAGAUGAGUGGGGUACAACCCUGGAUGCCAUGAAAGCCGCCAUUGUCCUGGAGAAGAGCCUGAACCAGGCCCUUUUGGAUCUGCAUGCCCUGGGUUCUGCCCACGCAGACCCCCAUCUCUGUGACUUCUUGGAGAGCCACUUCCUAGACGAGGAGGUGAAACUCAUCAAGAAGAUGGGCGACAAUCUCACCAACAUCCAGAGGCUCGUUGGCCCCCAAGCUGGGCUGGGCAAGUGUCUCUUUGAAAGGCUCACCCUCAAGCAUGACUAG